This is a messenger RNA of Triticum turgidum subsp. durum (durum wheat), 354 nucleotides long. The record is from the annotation of a GenBank genome assembly. NCBI's taxonomy places the organism in Eukaryota, Viridiplantae, Streptophyta, Magnoliopsida, Poales, Poaceae.
AUGGCCAGCCUGGUGCACCAGACGGCGGCCCCGAUGCCGGCCGCGGCGGCGAUGGACGACGACUUCAUGCCGCAGAGCUUCGGGUGCUUCGGGCGGUCGCUGUCUCGGGCGUCGUCGGCCCGGCGGCUGGAGUACAGGGCGCUGAGCGGCGAGGGCGGGGAGGAGAUGAGGCGCAUCGCGCAGGAGGAGCGGUCGGCCAGGGCGAAGCUGCGGUGGAAGGCGGUGGCGCAGGAGAUCAUGGCCAGGAGGAGGGGCGGCGGCGGCGGAGGCGCGGCGCGGAGGAGGAAGGCGGGGUUCAGCUACGACUCCAAGAGCUACGCGCUCAACUUCGACCAAGGCGCCGCCGCCGAGUAG